Messenger RNA from Colias croceus (clouded yellow), 724 nucleotides. RefSeq lists its product as uncharacterized. Bases 14 to 724 code for a protein of 236 amino acids. The record is from RefSeq and is a predicted model, not a curated record. The transcript is spliced from 3 exons. Lineage: Eukaryota; Metazoa; Arthropoda; Insecta; Lepidoptera; Pieridae.
UAUUGGUGAUGUGAUGGCAGAUGUGGAAGUUACUGGCGAAUUGUCUUUCGAUAUACGGAUAUUAAACGUGGAUAAAGUUAAGGAUACCUUUAAAACGGUAAUAGAUAUCGGUGGCAAGGGAAACAGUUCAGAUGGGGAAUAUACGGAUGAAAAUGUAUCGGAUAAUGAAAAUAAAGUUGAAGGAAUUAUAAGAGCGAAUGAGUUAAGAGUUACGGCCCCGGCGAUGAUGGAGUGUGUGUAUCAGUAUCCGGAAAAAGAGCAGUUCGACGCUGUUCUGAGUGAUAUGAUGAACCAAUUGACGAAGAUUUUCGUCCGAGCGCAAGAUGUCAUAAGAGAAGAGUCUCGGCGUGACCCGACCCGGUUCCGCGUCGUCAACAAACUGGAUUCCAGCUUCUUUGAAAAGGCCUUUACGCAAAUGUCCGACGAAUUCAGACAGUUCUACAACACUACAGUACCAAUGUACAACCGCGCAGCCGACCCGUGUGACAACCAAGAACAAAUCAAGGAGGUAUGGCAGAAGCUUCUAGAACACUCGCAGAAGACCCUGGAACGAGCUGGUCUGCUCUGCGUAGAUGAGUUCCUUCGUACCAAGAGUCGAGCUGAUGACUCGCUUGCGAAACAGAAGUUAGACCAACUGGCUAAGAGGGAACUUUCCAAGACACGAUUGAAUCUACUGGACAGACUCUGCGAUGACUUUCAGAUGUGUUACAAUGAACUUAUAUAG